GUCUUUAUCAUGAGAUUGUUCUAUUUUUUUUUCUACUAUAAUUUCAUCCAAAUAAUGCAAUAGUCAAUUCAACAGUAGUUCCUGAUCUUGGAAUCUUAAAGAGGUUGAGUUAGGGAUUCGUAUGCAGAAAAAUAUUUUCCAUUCCUUAAUUUCCUACCACAGGAUCCAUCAGCAUAUAAAAUGAAUCUUGAGUGACUGGUUAUGAGCUGCAUGAAGAUGGACAAUAUGAAUAAAAAACAUAAAAACUUAAAACAAAAGGAGGCAGCAUCCAAUUUAUUUAUGAGAAAGAGAGCUCCUAAUAUGAACAUAUUGUGAACAUUAAAAGAGGCUGAGUUAAAUGACACAACUGAUCCUUUCACUAGUUACAAUACAAAAGUUUCAUCAAAUGUAGGGGAUGAAAUUUUCUCCAAAUAUAUAGGAUGGAGAGUUGCCAACACGCUUUCCAAACUGUUCUUCCCCUCCCCUGAUGCCUGUGUUCUUCCUUUAAAAAAACCCUUGAUAAAACGGGAUCAAGUGAAACGUCUGAAUAAAAAGGAUCCCAUGAAGAAGAGAGUUCUACAUUCUACUGUAAGACAUGUCCUUAUAAAAGACAGAGAAGGAGAAGACAUACAGAGAUGCAGAGGAGAAGACCUUAUGAAGACAGAUUCAAAGAUGGGAGUAAUAUGUCUACAAGCCAAGGAAUGCCAAGAAUUUCCAACAGCUACCAGAAGGGGACAUUCUUCUGUAUCAGAUCUCCCGUUGUUUCCUUAUCCAGACUUCUUCACCAGGACAGAUGAAGAGUUGGCGAGAAUCAUUGACCUUCACUGGCAGGAAGAGCUAAAGACCCGACAGAAACAAGACGCAAUAUGUGAGGAGGAAGAACGUAGACGUAAAGAGUUAGAAGAAGAAAAUCACUUCAGAGAAAUUAUGAAGAGAAGAGUAGAGAAACUACACAAGCAAACCAAACCCUACGAGCUUCCUCCUAGGAAUGAAGAAAUUUCAUUAGAAAAGAUAAUGACCCCCCAAAAUUGAGGCCCAUAUGUCAGAAAUUCAUUGUAUGAAAGACACUGAGAUAACUACAAGUUAGGAAAAAUUUCUUCUAAUUUACUGGAGGCUGUCUUUUAGAAAAGAGUUGUUAUCCUUGUGCAGGCUCUUUAAUAGUCAUAUCUUAGUCCUAAAUUAACAGUUAGCUCUUAAUCACAUUUGAGUGAAGUAAUUUUCUAGACAUUUUCGAGAAUACGGCUAGAGCUUUUCCUAAUUGACCUGCAUCUUGAUCAGAGAGCAUACUUAGUCAGUGAUUCUCGGAGUAUUGAUAUUUAGUGGACAGUUAGAUGGAAAUGAAUUGCAAAUUAUUAAUGAGUCACAUAUAAGAAUUAUUUUAUUUCUUGAAAAUGGAAUGAGCAUCAACUGAUACUCCUAUAAUAACUAUUAUACAAAUAAAAAAAAGUAAGGCACCUGCUUGGA
Molecule: messenger RNA, 1443 nt
Organism: Equus caballus (horse)
Lineage: Eukaryota; Metazoa; Chordata; Mammalia; Perissodactyla; Equidae
Source: RefSeq, a predicted model, not a curated record